Messenger RNA from Trematosphaeria pertusa, 1109 nucleotides. RefSeq lists its product as uncharacterized. The coding region runs from base 165 to 632 and encodes 155 amino acids. The transcript has a single exon. The record is from RefSeq and is a predicted model, not a curated record. Lineage: Eukaryota; Fungi; Ascomycota; Dothideomycetes; Pleosporales; Trematosphaeriaceae.
CAUCCGCCUCGGGCUGCGUAAUUCUGACUGGCCCCUGCUGCGCUGUUUCCGUGUGUGCAGAUACCAGUAUAUCAGCGCGCUCGCCCGCGUCAUGGAACUCUCCCCUUUGCUGUUUCGAGGUGACGCGCUGCCACCACACUCUGCCAGACCGCACUUGAAGUACCAUGUACUCCGACUACAUUAAUCCCGAUACCUCGUCCUCGCCAGCCUGCUACUUCUCCAUUCUUCCAGCCUCUUCGAGCCACUUCUCCGUGGAAACCCCAAGCACAACACCCCUCUCGGACUACUCUCCGGACGUAUAUUCCGACCCGUCACACCCACUACUGGCCUUUCGACACAUCCCUCACGAGUGCCACAUGUCGUCUACCGCAGACGUAUCCAGACUGCUGCAGCUCCAGACUGCCGCCGCGCACCGGCCCGCCGCUCAGCCACUGCAGCACAGUGCCAGCGCAUCCUCCAGCGACUCCGAAUCCAGCUCCAGGGCAUCCUCCACGUACAGCAGCUCAUCUCCCUCCAUGCUCUGCUGCUGCCGGUGCCGCCGCGAAUCCGGCACAAACGCAAUGGUCCAGUUCGGGACAAACUUGUAUUACUGCAACCACUGCGCCAAGAUGACCGGUUACUGCGCCGGCUGAGGCUAACGGCGCGCCACAUCGUCCGCGAAGAGGAGUCCUCAGUACAUCUCGACAUGAAACAAUUACUCGCUGUUCAGCAUUGUUCCGCCUUUCUCUGCUGCAACGUCAUUACAGCAAGAGUCGACGUUUCCGGAGCGCUUGGAGUCUAUGUCCCUAUCCCUCAACAAGGAGUCCACGGACUCGGGUACAUGUGUAGUCUCAGUUUCAGCAAUCACUGGAAGGAGGAAGAAAGAUUGUCUGGUCGGGAAAGGCAUCUUGGGAUUUUCAGCAUUGUCAUUAUCGGAGGAAGAGGGUUCGGCUAUCUGGUGUGUGAUGGAAGCGCAGACUUCAACGGAGAAGAGAGCGAGCGGAGCUAGUCUUCGCUGCCUUGUCGUGAUGUGAUCACGGCCGACAUGAUAGUCACUAGUAAUAUGAUACCCCAUUCACGGCGUCCAAGUAGUCUUUCUCAACGCAAAUGUGAACUCCUAGCGCAUGACU